Messenger RNA from Bufo bufo (common toad), 1109 nucleotides. Its product is annotated as pituitary tumor-transforming gene 1 protein-interacting protein-like. The record is from RefSeq and is a predicted model, not a curated record. Gene Ontology annotation, cellular component: nucleus; cytoplasm. The coding region runs from base 113 to 673 and encodes 186 amino acids. NCBI's taxonomy places the organism in Eukaryota, Metazoa, Chordata, Amphibia, Anura, Bufonidae. The transcript is spliced from 7 exons. Gene Ontology annotation, biological process: protein import into nucleus.
CAGCGCAGGAAGCAGAGGGCUGCAGGGCUCAGCCUCCCGGAAGUUGUUGCUGUUCUCUCUGUGUUACAGUGUGUCAGCGCAGGAUUGUUUCCCUGGCACCACAGGCACAGCCAUGGAGGAUAUGAUGAGGCUCCAGCAUCUCUCUGCCCGGGUCCUGCUGCCCCUCCUCCUCAGCCUGGCCAUGGUGGCGACACAGACCAGCUCUCCGGUGCCAGCCCCCCUCACCAGACCUUGCAGCUUCUACACCGGGACGUCUUGUGAAGAAUGCCUGAAAAAUGUUUCUUGCCUGUGGUGUCUGACAAAUAGCACAUGUCUGGAGUACCCUGUCAGAUCCAUCCUGCCCCCCUCCUCCCUCUGCGCCAUGUCAGCCGCCAGAUGGGGGGCUUGUUGGAUAAAUUUUGAAGCGUUGAUCAUCACAAUGGGCGUGGUGGCGGGAAUCCUUGUGCUGAGUAUCAUAGUUUGCUGUUGUUACUGUUGCUACUGUCGAAAGAGUUCAAGUUCACGGCUAAGACUGGAAGCAGAAGAAGAAAAUCUCAUCCGAGAACGUGAGAAGAGGAAACAAGAGUCCCUACAGAGAAAGAACGAAAGGACCAUAAAACACAAUGAGAUCCGGAAGAAAUACGGCCUCCUGCAAGAUAUGGAUCAUCCCUACAGCAAAUUUGAUAACGAGUAGAUUUGGAUGAGACCCGUGGAUUUGAUUCCGUCCUGCCGCAUGAGCAAAACCCUGCAGAUGCCGGACUGACCGCAGAUUAUUUCCACAGUGUGAUAAUGGGUGCAUGAGGCUCCUGGGGUGCUUAACGCUGACCGUACACCUAGUGAUAGUUGCUAACGAUCUGACCGAGGUCAACCAUUGUGUCUGUGGUACUGAAGAGAGAUCUGUUCCCACCCACAGAACUGGAUUCUAUUGGUCGGAACAAGUAUCUGAACUUUAAACGUUUCCCCCCCCCCGUCAUUUGUUUUUAACCCUUUGAUUAGAGGACGGAUAUGCACAUAAAUAAUAUUCGCAAUGGUCGGAACUUCAUUUUCAUUGCUCCAGACAUCUUCACUUCACAGCUUCCUGAUUUCGACUGCUCAGAAUUUUAAUGCGGACCUGUCACCUCUCCCGACAA